CCAACAUCUGAAAAGGCUCUUGAUACUGGUUUCACAUCUCUCUGCUGUUUAGAAAAGAGAGCUUUAAUAUUAUAUAUAUAUAUUUUUUUAACUGGGUGAAGUACCGUAAUUUUUCCUACACUAGUGAGGAAAUAACUGCAGUUGCAUUUUAGUGUUAAGGAAAAGGACCAUGGGGAGACAUGGGAUUCUGGUCAGUUUAAUAAUGGUUGGAUUUAUCAUCAAAGGUGUGGUCAUACAAGUCUCUGCAGAUAAAGCAGUUUUCACUGUGGGAAACCGUGGCCAUGAUGCGGUCCUGAAGUGCGACACAACUGCCGCAGACUGGUGGAAAGAUGGAAAUCUUAUAUUGAAAAACAGCACAGAGUUGAAUUUGGGUGCAGAAGCGGAUGACCCGAGAGGAGUUUAUAACUGCACUGGUGGAAAUCUUGUACAGGUGUAUUUCCGAAUGUGCCAGAAUUGCAUCGAGCUGGAUGCAGCCACCAUCUCGGGGAUCGUGGUAGCUGAUGUCAUCGCCACGGUCUUCCUGGCAAUCGCCGUGUACUGCAUCACCAGCCAGGAGAGUGGCCGUCACUUACGAGCUUCUGACCGACAGAACCUGAUCGCCAAUGAGCAGCUCUACCAGCCCCUUGGUGAGCGGGACAAUGAGCAGUACAGCCGCCUCGGAGUUACCAGGACCCGCAAAUGACAACAGAGUGCACCUGGGACCCUUGGCCCUUAUCCUGUCGCUUUCCACAUGGGAACCAACAAUACUGGGGAAUCCUGCCACCUUUGAAGCAGCCCACAAAGCCUUCACGCUGCAGCUUGGUGCCAGAAACCAUGGUGAUGGGCAUCUCACUAAUGUGUCUAAGAAAUGGAUGAUCUCUGCUCGCAGGUGAUUCUGGGCCCUGCUUGUCUGAAAUCCCUCUGGCUCCCUGCAGUGCCAAGGGUGCUUGUAGAGCUCUCUGCUCUUUGUGAUGCUUUUGCUUUGGCAAUAAAGAGGCUUUGCCCAGGCUGGUGAGAGGA
Messenger RNA from Mauremys mutica (yellowpond turtle), 999 nucleotides. RefSeq names its product T-cell surface glycoprotein CD3 delta chain-like. Lineage: Eukaryota; Metazoa; Chordata; Testudines; Geoemydidae. Gene Ontology annotation, molecular function: transmembrane signaling receptor activity. Gene Ontology annotation, biological process: cell surface receptor signaling pathway; positive thymic T cell selection. Gene Ontology annotation, cellular component: alpha-beta T cell receptor complex; membrane; external side of plasma membrane. The transcript is spliced from 6 exons. Bases 170 to 682 code for a protein of 170 amino acids. The record is from RefSeq and is a predicted model, not a curated record.